AUGAUAUUGUCAAAGACUGUCUCAGUUGUGACAAAGACUAUUUCAGCUGUGUCAAAGACUUGCCCAGUUGUGUCAAAAAGUUGUGUCAAAGACUUGCCCAGUUGUGUCGAAAACUGUCCAGUUGUGUCUAAGACUGUCUCAGUUGUGACAAAGACAAUCUCAGUUGUGACAAAGACUAUCUCAGUUGUGUCAAAGACUGUCUCAGUUGUGUCAAAGACUAUCUCAGUUGUGUCAAAGACUGUCUCAGUUGUGUCAAAGACUGUCUCAGUUGUGUCAAAGACUGUCUCAGUUGUGUCAAAGACUUGCCCAGUUGUGUCAAAAACUACCUCAGUUGUGUCAAAGACUGUCUCAGUUGUGUCAAAGACUGUCUCAGUUGUGUCAAAGACUGUCUCAGUUGUGUCAAAGACUGUCUCAGUUGUGUCAAAGACUUGCCCAGUUGUGUCAAAAACUACCUCAGUUGUGUCAAAGACUGUCUCAGUUGUGUCAAAGACUAUCUCAGUUGUGUCAAAGACUGUCUCAGUUGUGUCAAAGACUGUCUCAGUUGUGUCAAAGACUUGCCCAGUUGUGUCAAAAACUACCUCAGUUGUGUCAAAGACUGUCUCAGUUGUGUCAAAGACAAUCUCAGUUGUGACAAAGACUAUCUCAGUUGUGUCAAAGACUGUAUCAGUUGUGAUAAAAACUGUCUCAAUUGUGACAAAGACUGUCUCAAUUGGGCCAAAGACUGUCUCAAUUGUUACCAAGACUGUCUCAGUUGUGUCAAAGCCUGUCUCAGUUGUGUCAAAGACUGUCUCAGUUGUGUCAAAGACCGUCUCAGUUGUGUCAAAGGCUAACCCAAUUGUGACAAAGACUGUCUCAUUUGGGCCAAAGACUGUCUCAGUUGUGUCAAAGACUGGUUCAGUUGUGUCAAAGCCUAUCUCAGUUGUGUCAAAGCCUGUCUCAGUUGUGUCAAAGACCGUCUCAGUUGUGUCAAAGAUUUUCUAA
This is a messenger RNA of Ylistrum balloti, 981 nucleotides long. RefSeq names its product oviduct-specific glycoprotein-like. The record is from RefSeq and is a predicted model, not a curated record. Bases 1 to 981 code for a protein of 326 amino acids. The transcript has a single exon. NCBI's taxonomy places the organism in Eukaryota, Metazoa, Mollusca, Bivalvia, Pectinida, Pectinidae.